This is a messenger RNA of Hypomesus transpacificus, 1054 nucleotides long. RefSeq names its product polycomb group ring finger 1 (gene pcgf1). NCBI's taxonomy places the organism in Eukaryota, Metazoa, Chordata, Actinopteri, Osmeriformes, Osmeridae. Gene Ontology annotation, molecular function: promoter-specific chromatin binding. Gene Ontology annotation, cellular component: PRC1 complex. Bases 111 to 908 code for a protein of 265 amino acids. Gene Ontology annotation, biological process: negative regulation of transcription by RNA polymerase II. The transcript has 9 exons. The record is from RefSeq and is a predicted model, not a curated record.
UCCUCUAUACGACGCGGCCUAUAGGAAUUGUUUGAGGGUUGUAGGGCUGCCUGGAUUCGGGGGUUUAAGGAAAGCAGCAGCGACAAUCCGUUCAUCUCCCUAUCGGAGAAAUGAUGGAGAGCGCAGUAAUAGCCAAUGUGUGCGCAGGCGUGAGUGGGAGAGUCCACCCGUGUUGUUGUUCACUACAUCGCAAGGUCCCGCGUGCGAACAAUGAGGAAGUCAAGUUGAAGAUUAAAGACCUAAACGAGCAUAUUGUAUGCUACCUGUGUGCCGGAUACUUCAUCGAUGCCACAACUAUUACCGAGUGUUUGCAUACUUUCUGUAAAAGCUGCAUUGUGAAGUACCUCCAAACCAGCAAGUACUGUCCGAUGUGCAAUAUAAAAAUCCAUGAAACGCAGCCUUUACUCAACCUCAAACUGGACAGAGUGAUGCAAGACAUUGUCUACAAACUGGUCCCCGGUCUGCAAGAAAGUGAAGAUAAAAGAAUAAAGGAGUUCUAUCAGUCGCGAGGGAUUGAGAGAGUGGUGCAUCCCUCAGGAGAAGACUCGAUACCAGACUCAGCAGGUCUCCCUUUCACCUGCUUCGACCACUCUAAAGCCCACUUCUACAGAUACGACGAGCAGGUCUCACUGUGUUUAGAGAGACAGAGUUCAUCGCUCUCUGGAAAAGAUAAGACAAAACUUACCCUUCAGAAGUUUGUCCGCUGUUCAGUCCGUGCGGAGGUGAGACACCUUCGGAAAGUGCUGUGUCAUCGACUGAAUGUAGAGAAGCACCAGGUCCAGAUGUUGUUCAACAACGAGUCCCUCCCAGAUCACAUGACCAUGAAGCGUUUGUGGCUGUCUCACUGGUUUGGCAAGGCUCAACCACUGGUCCUUCACUACAAUAUCAAGGAGAAAAGGACAAGAUAGAACUUCCCCUCUCCAACGGCAGCUGUAUAUAUUUUGUAUAAUACAUAUUCUAUUUUAAUAGUGUUUGUGUACACAUACUUAUUUUGCUGUUUUGUAUUUUUGAAAAUAAAUCUGUGGAAAAUGCACUUUUGGGUUAUGUAAUUAAA